AUGGCAGAAACCCCAACCAUGAGUAGUGACGAAAAGACCAGGAUUGUUCGGGAGAGGCUCUCGCUAUACGGGCCGAACCCACCUAUGGAACUGGUGCAGCAGUUGAUGGCAGAAGCGGACGAGGAUAUACGGAAGGCUAGAGCCCACGAACUCAGCCUAGUGACCGCACACCGCAAUGCCGAAGCACCGCAGGUAAUCGUUCCUGUCAAAAAUGCCGGGAGGCCCAAGAUACCCUAUGCAGCGUUUAGACCCUUCCUAGAGAGCGAGACAGGAAUUGAUGAAUAUUUGGCGGACUUCAAAAGGCAAUGUGCCCUGCAGCAGAUUCCCAACAGAGAGUGGCCCACGAUAUUGUCUGGGAAACUAUCCGGGCGAUCCCUGGAAGCAUUUUGGACUCUGGGCGCUGAGGAAGUGACACAGUAUACGCUGGUCAAAGAGACACUGUUGCGGCGUAUACAACAACGAGGUGAACCCAGUGACUACCCGAGCCCAAGCCCGGACAGAGCGAUAACUCUCACCAGUGCAGGAGACACAGGAAAUAAUGCUAUGAGGCCCACUUGUGACAACCAGACUGAAGUAGCAGAGUUUGUUCUAUUGGGGUUUGGACAUCUGCACAAGCUCAAAAUUCUGCUCUUUACUCUGUUUCUACUAAUCUACUCUGUGAUACUGGGUGGAAAUCUGCUCAUCGUACUAUUGGUGACCACCACUGACCAUCUCAAUGUUCCAAUGUUUUACUUCCUGAAGCACUUGUCCCUCUCUGAUAUAGUUCUUACAACAGAUAUCAUACCUUUAUUGCUUGAUGUCACAAUAAAGGAGGAGAGGACACUAUCAGUUGCUGGCUGUUUAACUCAACUCUACAUUUUUGCGGUUGCUGGUUACGCACAAUGUUUUCUUCUUGCAGUGAUGUCCUAUGACCGGUUACUGGCCAUAUGUAACCCGCUUAAAUAUGCAUUAAUAAUGAGUCCGAACGUUUGCCUGCAAUUGGUAGUUGGCCCCUGGUUGUCAUUUAUAACUCUGCUUUUAAGUGAAAUGAUUUUAUUUUGCCAGUUACAAUUUUGUGGGCAAAAUUACAUCGAUCAUUUCUUCUGUGAAUUUGGUCCUCUGGUGAAUUUGGCUGUUUCAGACACGUCAGUUUUGAGGAUGUUAGAUGCAUUUUUCUCCAUUCCACUAAUUUUUUUCCCAUUUGUUUUUAUUGUAAUUACAUAUGUUUUAAUUUUCUUCUCCAUCAUGAAAAUUACAUCUUUAACAGGAAGGAGCAAGUUCUUCUCCACUUGUUUUUCCCAUCUGAUCUCUGUGUGCACCUAUUAUGUGACUCUGGUCAUAGUUUAUAUAAUUCCAUCUGGGGAAGAUGCUUUCGAUUUAAAUAAGUUCAGAUCAUUGUUGUACAUGGUAGUGACUCCACUAAUGAAUCCCAUUAUAUACAGCUUGAGGAACACUGAAAUUAGGAUAGCAAUCCAAAAAUUACUUAUGUUUAAUUGUGUAACCUAUUGA
Molecule: messenger RNA, 1488 nt
Organism: Pelobates fuscus (common spadefoot toad)
Lineage: Eukaryota; Metazoa; Chordata; Amphibia; Anura; Pelobatidae
Product: olfactory receptor 5P66-like
Exons: 3
Coding region: 1-1488 (495 amino acids)
Biological process (GO): G protein-coupled receptor signaling pathway
Cellular component (GO): membrane
Molecular function (GO): G protein-coupled receptor activity; olfactory receptor activity
Source: RefSeq, a predicted model, not a curated record